Molecule: messenger RNA, 9459 nt
Organism: Adineta steineri
Lineage: Eukaryota; Metazoa; Rotifera; Eurotatoria; Adinetida; Adinetidae
Source: the annotation of a GenBank genome assembly
AUGUCUGUCGCAACAAAUUUUGAAAAUCAAUCGCAUGACUCAAAAAAUAUAUACAGUACUUUAUUAAUUGAAUUGGAAAAAGCACGUCAUCAGUUUCCCAGCGAAUUUCCGGAACAGAUUGAUGUAUUGGAAACUGUUGAUGAUAAUGUUAAUACCCAAUGGGAAGAACGCUUGCGAGAAGCAAAAGAAGGUUACAAUGGAGCACGGAUUGUACUGAUUCCCUAUUAUCUGGGUCAUUCUCAUUGGAUUGGAAUCGUACUAGAAUUCGAAGCCAACGAAGAAAUUAAACGGGCUGAAUUUAUUGAUCCAGUAAAAGGAUCGCAAUUUAAUCCUGGUACAUUGCAGAAACGAUUUGCUAAAAUUUAUUCAAAUACUAUUUUAUUGUCAAAAAAUCUUCAAAAACAUGAUGAUUACAAACAAAGUGCAACAGUAACUGUCCACAAUUUGAUCGAAGCAACGAAACUCGUUCGUUCCAGAGAUGAAACAUCAAUGUCUACAGAUCUUCCAUAUUAUCAAACAUCCCAUGGUCAAAUUACAAAUAUCUCGACAUCCAUGCUGGUUCAAGGUAAUCAUUCAGAACUUUAUCCUUCUAAGUAUUUAUCAAGUGGAGAGUGCGAUAUACUAUCUUAUAAGGGAUCUUUAGAUACCUCAGUGAAAGUACCAACAUCAGAGCAACCGAUCACAUCAUAUGAAAAUUCAUUUAUAAAUAUAGUUUCUGAAACGAAAGGAGAAUUCACGGAUGUAGACGACAAAGAACCUUCAGAAAACGAGUUAUAUGAAGAAUUAAAAAGGAAGUUGCAAGAUGGUUUAUUCGCGUAUGACAUUCAGAAUCAAAACGAAUUAGAACAACGUAUCAAGGAUAAGAAAGAAGAGAUUCAGUCAUUAGCAAGUGAAGGGAAACAGCAGAGUGUAAAAAAACGAAAACAGUCAUUAUCAGAACUUGAAGAACUUCAGUCGUUAGUUGUCAAAAUUAAAGUUCUACAACCUCUCCAGUCAGAUGAUUCGGAUGAAUUAUUAAAAAAAGAGUUGAGAGAUGGAUUAGACGGAUAUGAUCUUAAAGAUACAGAAGAGCUGAAACAACGAAUAAUACAGAAAAAGCAAGAAAUUCAGUCGUUGGAAAAGGAGAAAAAAUAUAAAAUAGCGCAAAAGCGAAAAGAUUCUUUAUUAGAACUCGAACAACUUCAAUUGUUAGCUGACAAAAUUAAGCAUACUGAAACUGUUACACCGGCUGAACCUAGUAAACUUAUUAUACCUUCACCAAAUGUAAUGACAGAGCAAGUUGUUAUCAACGACUCGAGUGUUGGAGAAUGUCCAGUGACAGAAGAAAAUGUUAAAAACCUCUAUAGUGACUUUUUCUCAAUACCACUGUGUGCUGAACGAUCUAUCAUCAGCCUUUUGUUUUAUGUUUCUCUCAAAUUAGUUCGCAAACCCAUUGUUGAUGAUCAUAGUAUCGACGUGCCUGUUGAUAUAGAAACAGCAAUAUCAAAAGAAUUAGAAUGUUUGGAUAAUAGAGUAAAAUUAGAAGAAAUAGAAUUCUUAAAAGUCUGUUAUUCGUCAAAAGAAGCUACUGCGAAUGUAAAAAAUGGAAACUGGAAAGAUGUAUCCACUUUAAUGAAAAAAAUGCUCAAGGAGGUUCGUCCACUUGAUAUACAAGAAUUGUUUCGACUCGUUGAUAAAACUAACGAUGCAGCAGAUUUAAUAAAGAAUAAGGAUCUGAUGCUUUUUCUAGGGGGAACAGGGUCGGGAAAGUCCACUACUAUUCAUUUUCUCUCUGGUUCUAAAAUGAUUGAGCAAGAAAUAGCGGGGCUCAAUCAUAUUGCUCCUAGCGAAAUACGUAAUCAUCAGUUGUUAAAGAUAACAACUACGCCGUUUACUGAAUCUGAAACUCGAUAUAUAAUACCUGUAACAGUCAAUUUUAAAGACGUUGGUGCAUUUGCUGAUGGCAGUAUUAUUUUGUGUGAUAGUCCUGGCUUUGAAGAUACUAGUGGGGCAGAAGUAGAUAUAGCAAACGGACUCGGCAUUGUUAAAGCUAUCAAAGGAUGUAAAAGUGUGAAACCUAUCAUUUUGAAUAGUUCUAAAAGCAUAGGUGAUAAAUGUGAAGGUUUAAAGAAAUUAACUUAUGUAUUAGUGGGAAUGAUUCCCAACAUUCAAGACCAUAUCAAAGCUUUUUCUUAUAUAUUUACGAAAUAUACUCAGAAAGAGGGAAAGACAAUUCAUGCAUAUUUAGUGGACAUCAAUAACAAAUUAAAGGAUGAAGAAAAAUCAGAUAUCAGUUAUACAAUUGUCUUGAAAGAUAUGCUAAUUAAAACGAGAAAGGAUCCUCUAGUCUUAGAUCCGAUUAAUGACAAUCCUGGAGAAAUUCUUGAUGAACUAGCAGGAGGAAAUUUCAUCUCUCAUCCGGAAGAAGUUUUUCGAUUUUCCAUCACAGAAAAGUCCAAAACUGUCGUACAUGAACAAGUACGACGAGACCAAUCAACUAUUUUGUCUGCAAUAAAACGUAGUGAAUAUGAGUUUAUAAAGUAUAAACUUGAUCGACUGAAACGUUUGAGUAAAUUGCUUGAUCAAGAAUAUAUCGAGCGAAUCUACCAGGAAUGUGUUCGAGAUGUAAAUAAACAUCUCUCGGAUGAAUAUCAGGAAGGUACUUCUGCAAUUACUCGAUCUAUUAUGAAUCAAAUAAUUUUGAAUGAUGAAGAUAUUGAACAAUAUCAAACACGAAUUAAACAUGCUAAGGCUGCAGAAGAAUUAAGAAAGGAACAUUUAGGAAAGGAUACUGUUCACAAUAGUGCGUUUAUCCAGUAUUUGAAUCGACAAAUCGAUCUUAUGCUUGACAGUUUAAAAGAGAAAGAUAUCAGUGAUCCAUCUGUGAAAACUAGUUUAGAUAAAAUUAAACGUCUUUCGAACUCGUUUCACGAUCUCGAUUGUAAGAAAUAUCAAACUAUUCGUCAACUAUUCGCCGACAGAGUUGAGCUGGUCAUUAACACUUUUAAAAAAUCAGUCUUGUCUAAUGAUUUCGAUGCGACUGCUAGAGAUCUAACCAAGCUAUUUGAUGCAAUAACCAUUUUACAAGGUCAUUUGGAGAGUACAGAUUUAGAAAUGAAAUAUGUCGAAUCGAAAAAUUAUUUUAUUAAUUAUUUAAAUGACUCUACCGAUAAAUUAAAUCUUAUAUUUAAUCAAGAGAAAUUAGAAAAAAAUGAUAUAGAUAGUUUAAAUAGUUGUGUGUGUAUGUUAAAAUCGGCUGAUCAAACAUUUGUUCUUCAACCACACAUUUCAAAAGAAGUGAUUACUAAAAUUUAUGAUAGUUUAAUAUUCAAAAUUGUAAAUUAUGCUGAAGGAAUUAUUAAGAAAAUAAAUACAGAGCUUAAGAAUGAAAAUGCCUUUCAUACCUUGGAAAAAUACAUGACAGAAUUAGAUUCAAUUCGGACAAUUUCUAUAAUUGAAUUAAGAACUACUCCUGUAUACUGUAGUACGUUAGAAAAGUUAAUUGCAUAUGUACACGAAGCCCGAAGAGUUAUUGAAGAACAAUUAAGAAUAUUAUUUCGGCGAGAAGGAAAAGUUAAUUACGAUAUAUUAAUCAAAUGUCACUCUAGUUUAAAAAGUGCUGAAUGGCUAGAGAAGUAUCGAAGUGGAGUCUACUCAGAUGUGGUAAAUAAUGUCGAACAACAAUUGAUUCAACAUGUCAAAGCACUGCAAGAAUCUGUUAUGGAAGCCAAUCUAGAUCUUGAUAAUGUCGAUAAAAUUGAGCUGGCAUAUAAAUUAGUAUCAGAAAUUAAUGAAAUGAAAUCUAUUGAAAAGCUUGUGAUUGAUGUAAGUGAAUGUAUCAAUGAAGUAAAUUCGUGGUUUAUGAGUGUAACAAAUGACGUAUUUACAAUUAUUAAAAAUACAUUUAAUAUCGAAAAAUGGAAAGAACAAGGAUGUCAGACAUUAGAUUUUAUUAAGAUUGAAAAAGCAUUCUCAUAUUUAGGGGUUUGCAAGAAAAUCCGUCUUUUAUUUAAAAGUGAGUGUAUGUCUGUAUCGAAUAGUUUAGAAGAAUUUAUAAGAUAUUACAGUAAUUUUAUCCAGAAUGAAAUGGAAAAUUAUUUUGAAAGUAUAAAACAGUUUAAAGGUGAAAAUAAAGAAGAGGUCUUUGAGAAAGCUCGAUUAUUUGCUCGCCGUCUACGAGAAUUAUCAGAAAUCAAAUCAACAUACUCUCGUAUCUUUUCUUGUUUUUCAAAUAAAACAGUUAUGGAAGAAUGGCAAAAUGAAUUAUCUAAUUAUGUAACCGAACUAGCCGAGGAAAUGAAAAAAUUUAGUGUUUUCCAACGAACUGAAUCAUUAAGUACGAGUUUGAUAAUUGCAAAAGCUUUAAGUAAAUUAGAUAUUUUUUUAAGUAAUAAAAAAUAUAUUAAUAUCUAUAAUACAUAUCAAGAUAAAUUUCUUCUCCAGACAAGUGAUAUUAAUAAACGAGUAAUAAAGGCGAUAAAAAAAACUGAUUAUGAACAAGUUGCUAUUGAGAUGACAGCAUUACAGUCAUUGACUGAUAUAGGAGAGCAUUUUUUUCAACAAACUAAGCGAUCAUUAACUGUAGGUUUAGAUAAUUUGAUAGAAGAAACAAAAAGUCAAGCGAUUAUGCUUGGAAAUAAUAUUGAAAAAGAAGAAAUUAAAUUAAUUAUUGACAAUUGUAAACGAUUGCAAAACGCGAAACAGUUUGUCUCAAAUUACCUUACUAAGCCGGAGUCGAUAAAUAAAUGUAUAGAAGAAGUUAAGAAUUUGAUUGAAGAACGAAUAAAACAAUUUUUAGAAGGUGUCGAAGCGCUUGUCACGAUCAACAAUUUCUCUCAAGCAGAUAAGAAAAUCGAUUUAAUUAUAGUAGUAGGUAAUUUAUUAAAAAGUGAUUGUAUAAUAGAUGUGUCCGGACAGAUUGAAAAACUUAAAAAAUGUCUAAAUGAUGUCGUUUUAAUCGACGUAGUUAAGAAGUAUUCCGAGAUGGAUAUAAGCGGAUAUACGCUAAAUCCACCGAAAGAUAUCUUUGCUAAAUUUGGAGAAAUGAACAAUACGAAUCCGAUCUAUCAUCGAGCACUGGAUGACAUCAAAAAAGCAAUUUUUGAUAAAAUGCGAGAGGAAUUAAGAAAUGCAAAAUUAGCACGACCACUAAAUCCUGAAAACAUAUAUAUAAGAAAUUUUGAAUCAGCAGUCAAACAUCUGCCAGGUACAAUGACAAAUGCUCUUGAAAUCGAAUUAAAACAUUGUACAGAUGAUAUAGAUCGACUUAUUCGAGACAAUGAGACAAAUUCAGAUAAAGCAUUUAAGAGUGGAGAUUUAAAAGAGAUCAAAGCAGUCCUUGAAGAAUAUAAGACAACACCUGGUAUGCAGUCUUAUGUAAACAAAGGUCGAGAUAUUGUUCUAAAACAGACACAAGAAAUAGCGUCUAAAAUAAGCCACUGUUUUGAAAAAAACGAUAUCGUACAAGCAUUAGAUGAGGUCAAAAAACUAUAUGAUUACAAAGUCGAAUUGGAUAAUAUUGUUGUUGAAAUCAGAGAGAUAUGUUCAGAAGUACGAUUACGUAUAAAAAGUGCAUUUCAAAACGCACUUAAUUAUUUUAUGGGUCGAUUUUUAAAUUCAAAGAUUUCAGUUGUUACUAACGAAGUAAUCGAUGAUGCAGAGAAAAGUUUUAUAUGUUUAAUCGAAUUUAUGAAGUUUGAAUAUGAACAUAGAGGUCAAUCUAUUGUCACGAAUAUGCUACCAGAAAAUUUUAAAGAGAAUGUGGCUAUAAUAAUUAAACGGAUUCCAGAAUAUUUCAAUGAACAUCAGAAAAAAUAUAAAGAUGCGCUAGAUGAACUGGAUGUGACUUCUCUGAAAGAGUCUUUGGACAGAACACGGCAGUGGGAUUCUUUAUUUACUAAAAUGAAAGUUUAUGAUAGCAUGCAUAGCACUAAUGAUCCAUCGAUGAAUACAAUAGUUAAGGCGGUCACAGAAGUGAUAUUGUAUCCACAAAUGCAAGAAGUAGUUGCUGAUAAAAUUCAAGAACUAAGAAAUGAAUUAGUUAGUCAAGAAUUGAUUAAUAAAGAUACAAAAGAAUAUGAAAAGCAAAGGAAUGAAUUCUAUAAAAAACUUAAUGAAAAAUUUUUGAUAUUGAACAAAGCUAAAAUAUUUGAUAAUUAUAACAUCAAUAUUAAUGUCAAUAAACUUGAGCAAGAAUGUCUAGAAUCACUAAAGAAAAAAAUCACAGAUAUUUGUUCUUUUCUUGACAUUUUCGUUGAAAAGUUUUUGUCAGAUUUUAACUCGAUAGAACCGGAUUACAAAAAAUUUACUUUGUACUACAAUAAUUUAGUGUCAUUCGACGAAGAAAUGAAAGUAAAAGACUUUGAGAUUUGUAACAGAAUCGAACAGAUUGAAGAAAGAAUUUUUAAGAAGAUCCAUUCGUGGGAAAAUGUAAUCCAAAGUGGAACAACAAUUGAUAACAUUGCAAGCAGUUUGAUAAAUAUUAAGCGUGCUUCCAGAGACAUAGUACCGUUCAGAAAGAGAAUAGAUGAACGAAUAGAUAAAGCAAUAAAUCAUUAUAAAAGUAUUAGAAAGGAAUCUGGAGAUAUUGGAAAACUAGGUACGAUUUUAAAUCUAGAUAAAACUGGUAUAGGUCAAAGUAUUAUUUCCGAGCAUAAGGCUUUCGAAGGUUAUGCACGAUCAAUAUUUAAUGAGAAAACUCAACGACAUGGAAUAGAUUAUGUGCUUAGCAAUUUAAGAGGCGAUCUCAUUGAUAAAGAUCAACUGAAAAAAAGAUACGAUGAGUUCCAUAAUCUCUAUAAAGAUUUAAUUGAAGAAAACUUAAAAACUAAACUAGAGUUACAGAAAUUGAUUUCUAAUAUCAAACUAAUCGCAGGAAACAUCAAACAAACAUCGGAUACUUUCGAAUGGGAUGCAGGUAUAAGAACAAAAAUUCCAAAAUUAGCUGCUCAUAUAUUUGCCUUAUGGACACUUCAAAAUGCUACUCAUUACUUUGAAGCUGACGACGUCGGAAAUAGAGAUGCAUAUCUCCUUCAGCCUCAUGCAGCUCAAAUCAUUUCUAUAUUUCGUAUGUUAGGUAUCGGUGAUGAGAAAGAAGAAUUGAAAAAUAAUUUGGUUCAGAUAAGAACAGGUGAAGGAAAGUCUGUAACAUUAGGAGUAAUAGCUUGUAUACUUGCACUACUGGGGUUCGAUGUGUGUUGUACAUGUUAUAGUGAAUAUCUAAGUCAGAGAGAUUAUACAUCGUUUUUAGUGUUGUUCGAUUCGUUAGGAUUAGUGCAGUAUAUUCGUUACGGUACCUUUAAUCGAUUAUGUGAGGAUGUGAUUAAUGAGAACGGUGUUGUUCGAGAAACAAUAGAACAGUUAGUUUCUAGCAAUUUAAAUGUGGCCAUAAAAAAUAGUCAACAAAUAAAACGCUCGAAAAUAUUAUUAAUUGAUGAAGUUGACGUUUUCUUCAGUAAAGAUUUCUAUGGUAAUAUCUAUACACCAGCAGCUAGUUUACGGGAUCCAACGAUAACGUCAUUAGUUAAUUUUAUUUGGACACAUAGAAAGUCCAAAUUGAAUUUAAGUAAAGUAAAAACUUCAUCAGAAUAUACAGCCUGUUGUACCCGAUUUCCAAAUUGGGAGUCAUUGAUCCAAGAAGCUAUCAAAGAUAUGCUUUUCGAUAUCAACAAUUUUGAGUCUCAUGGUUAUAUUGUUAACCAAGGUCAGAUUGGAUAUAAAGAGCAGGAUAAUAUUAUGUACAACGUUGUUUAUGGUUAUAAGACUUUGUUCGCGUAUUACUAUGAAUAUGAAAACGAAAAUAUAAAGGAAAACAUUUUAGAAGAAAAUAUAUCUAUUAAAAUCAAAUGUGGUAGUUUUUCAUAUGCUGAAAUACCACCUGAGUUUAGGUUUAUUAUGGGUGUUACAGGGACUCUUGAAACUUUAAGUGACCCGGAAAAAGGAAUCGUGAAAAAUGUCUAUAAAAUCGGUACAAAUACAUAUACUCCCUCUGUAUUUGGUAAAAACAACUUGUCAUUUACAGAAAAGGAUGAUAUUAAGAUUGAGAAUAGGGAUGAUUAUUUUAAUGUCAUAAGAAAAGAAAUUGAUGAUCGAUUAGUAGGAAAGUCAUCUGAGAAGCGUGCUGUUCUAGUAUUUUUUGAAUCCAAACAGAAGUUGAAGGAGUUUUAUGAAUCAAAAGCCUUAGAGCCGAUCAAAGAAUGUGUUACCUAUUUGACCGAAGAACUAGAAGAAGAAGAGAAAGAGAGUUUAAUUAAACGUGCGACUACAUCUGGCCAGAUAACAUUAUUUACCAGAACUUUUGGUAGGGGAACAGAUUUCAUAUGCCAUGAUCAAAACGUCUUAGCAAGUGGCGGUGCUCAUGUUAUUCAAACAUUCCUUUCUGAAGAAAUAUCAGAAGAAGUACAAAUAAAAGGUAGAACUGCACGACAGGGUGAUAACGGUUCAUAUAGUAUGAUUUUGCUCGAGAGUGAUUUAGAAAAAUUUCUAAUACAGAAAGAUAACAUUGAGGAUGUCAAGAAAGGUAAAGGAAUUCUAGUUCGUAUUGCCGAUAAACUGACUGCGAAUAAAACAUAUGAUACAGUUUACGAUCUUCUUAAUUGCAAACGGACUGAUUUAUUUAAAACACAGUAUACAGCGGAUACGAAAUAUGUUGAAUUAGCUAAAGAAAGACAUGUCAUUGCAAAAAAAUUCUUAGCAAGUCUUGCUGAUGGUGAUAUGAAAUCAGUAACUACAUUUUUGAUUGAAGAGAACAAAGGAGUAGAAGAAGUCCCCAGUUCUCGAACUGUUUGUCUCAUGGAUGCAACUGGUUCAAUGAGCCAUUUAUUGCAUAAAUGUAAAAAUACAGUUAACAUUAUGUUUGAACGAGCAUCUGAAAUUCUAAAAGAUAAUAACAUCAAAGCAGAUUCGUUUCAAAUUCAGUUUGUUGUGUAUCGAAAUUAUAAUAGUACAGAAGAUAAGAUCCUCCAGAGUUCUCCUUGGGAAAUAAAACCAGAUAAUUUGCGUGCUUUUAUGAAUACCAUUGAAGUUGACGGAGGCUGGGGUAACGAAGCUAUCGAAAUUGGUUUAUGGCAUGCCAAUAAAGAAAAUGAGCGAGAGAAUAUUACUCAAGUGAUUUUGAUAGGUGACGCACCUCCAAAUACGGAAGUCGAAGUGAAAAAUAAAAGAGCGAAAAACGGAGAAAAUUACUGGCAACAAACUAAAUUUGCUCAAUCAACCUAUUAUGAGGAUGAGUUAGCAAAAUUAAUAUCGAAUAAUAUUCCAGUACAUGCAUUUUAUGUAGAAAAGAAUGCAGAAGCAACUUUUCGCGCAAUAGCUACUAAAACAGAAGGACGUUGUGAGGAGUUAGAUAUCAAUUCUGACUCAGGUGCGGAGAUGUUGGCAGAUUUGGUCACAGAAGAAGUUCUCCGAAACAUCGGAGGUGAUACACGAGGAAACGAACUUGUAGAUGCCUAUAGAAAGAAAUUUAAUAAACUUUUUCAAUAA